Messenger RNA from Neolamprologus brichardi, 2602 nucleotides. RefSeq names its product olfactomedin-4-like. The record is from RefSeq and is a predicted model, not a curated record. NCBI's taxonomy places the organism in Eukaryota, Metazoa, Chordata, Actinopteri, Cichliformes, Cichlidae. Gene Ontology annotation, biological process: signal transduction.
GUCGCACACAUGCCAAAAUCACACCAAGACACUUUCGUGCAGUUCUGCCGAGCGAUCCAACAUGAAGCUGUAUGUGAUUGUUCCACUGUGUGUGCUGUUUACCAUCACCCAGCAGAUAUCUUUGUCUGAGAAUUGUGUCUGUGAAUUUGCACAAUCUGAGAAAACUUUCCCUCAUGACAAACUGGAAAGAGUUCAAGGUGCUGCCUUAGACUGCAACAGCAACCUUAUGCCACAGAAGACUAUAGAGCUGGAGAGUUUGCUCCUUGGUUUGGAUCGCCGUCUGCCUGUACUGGAGAAGGAUGUAUCGAUGCUGGAGAAAGAAGAUGAUGGAGAGCUCUACGGCGUUCUCAGCCUCUACGUCAUAGAGAACGAAAUGAUUGAGAUCAAGCAGCUGAUUGAUAAGGUCAACAGCACCAGUCUGGAACAGGAGCGUGUUACUGCUACGACAACUCAGCAGCUUCAGGACCUCAGAGAAGAGAUGCAGGAGCUAGAGACAUUUGACACAAUGGAAGUGGUGAAAAGACAACAAGCCAACCAACGCCUGAAGAGGGACCUGGAAUAUUGCAAGAACGGGCUUCAUCCCACCCACCAACCCACUGAGCUUCCACAUGGUAAUUGUCCCUAUGGUCAGUUUCUGAAUAUAAGUGAACCGAGGGUCUACACAGCAGGAGAGUAUCCUGGUUCAUACAAGUAUGGUGCCUGGGGUCGGGAUCCCAAACCAGAAGCCGGGAAGGAGAGUUGGUAUUGGCGGGUAAUAUUGACUUCCAGCAACAGAUAUGCCCACUACGUCCGUUUCUAUUCCACCUUGAGCUCUCUCAUCAUUGGGGUGAGCGUCCCUGGUAACGUCCAGAUCCACCCCUCGAAUCCAACUACCAACACCAUCCAAGGUCCAAAUAAUGUUCUGUAUGGAGGCGCUUUGUACUACAACUGUUACAACAAGGAUGCUGUUUGUUGUUUCAACCUCACUUCCAAAAUUGUUACCACCUUAGAUCUACCCAAAGGAACCAGAUACAAUGCAAAGGGUAACUUCUGCAACCUUGAGGAAUGCUACCAAUGCACUGACCUGGACCUGGCAACAGAUGAGUCUGGCAUCUGGGUGGUCUACACCACCACCCAGGACUUUGGCAACUUGGUUCUGUCCAAGGUGGAAGAGGGUGAACCACCAAAGCUCGGACAAACCUGGCACACUUCAGUCUACAAGCAGGCAGUGACCAACACCUUCAUGGCCUGCGGCGUCCUCUACGCCACACGUUACGUCAACCGAGAGGUCGAGGAGAUCUUUUACUCCUUCAACCCCGUGACGCGACAGGAGAGGUUCAACGUCGGCAUCUUCAUGAAGAAGUUGGCUCCUAACAUUCAAGCCCUGAACUACAGCCCUGUGGACCAGAUGCUUCAUGCCUACUGUGACUCCUACAUGGUCUCUUACAAGGUGCAGUUUGAGUUACUGGAUAAUCAGUCCUGAAGCUAAAUACUGACUCCAGUAAUAGUUACUAAAGAAUAAAAGCAAGCAUUGAAUUCCUGAAAAAUGACACACACUAUACACAAUAUGCAUUAUCAAUUUAUAUACUAAACCAAUUUACUGUUGUCUCUUUCUUUUUACUGUUUUCCUUCAAUUAAUUAAAAUCAUUCACUUCUGGUGUGUUUUUAUUCAGUGUUAUAUUCAGGCUAUGUUUCAAAAGUCAACAUGGAGCUACUGGUUUAAAUUUAGAUCAAAUAAUUGUAUAGGAAGUGUAGAAUUUAACUGACAUCAGCUUUACAAAAAGAGUAAAGAACAACUCAGACGUAAAGAAAGAUGUGGGCAGCUUUGGAAAGCUUGAGCAAAUCCACGUCAUGGGUAUAUUAUACGACUCCAUCAGGAAGUCAGUUCAACUGUCAAACACAUCUCACUUCUGAAAAUUAGAAAUAUUUAAAGACCACAAGGUAUGGUAUUUCCACAAUAUUAUACAAAGAUGCAAUAUCCUUCAGCAGACAAGGCCUCAGUACUGGGUAUUGUCUUCUGUAGCAGAAAUAACUUGAUAUUUUGCCUAAUAGUUCCCUCAUCUCCAACAUCAGUUGACCCUUCUUCUCUCCACCUUCAAAAUAUUUGAUUUACAAGUUUACAAACUACAAGUUUCUGUUAGAUUUGUAUUGUUGAUUGUCAUUUAUGCUUAGAAAUAUCUACUCAUAUAUGCUUAGAGUGUUAUAAUCAAUGUCAUGUUGGUAGAGGUUUGAUCCUCAAUAGUCUGCAAAGGCUUGGUGUGCAUUCCGGAGUGUUCUGGCAUUCACACCUACAUCCUGGGAGCGGCAUACCUUCUCUUAUUGUUUUAUGGUAGGAUAAACGUAGCUAUGUCAGUUUUAGGCUAAGUGCCUUUUGUUUAGAUGGACCGCUAGACUCCUGGCACCAGCUUUGGGGAGUCUUCACAGGGUCACAUCACAUCUUACACAACGCACAGGCAAGGUACUCUUUGUGUGUAUGUAGAUGUCACAUGUUAAUGAACCCAUGUAUAUUCAUGUGAGUUCAAUAAAAGGAGUGCUAUGGGGAACCUGGCUGAGAGUCUGACGGAGGUCAAGUGGGUGGAACGACACUUGGCUCCAGGUCUCCCUCAUGCAUGAGUAACACGAA